Molecule: messenger RNA, 324 nt
Organism: Chondrus crispus (carragheen)
Lineage: Eukaryota; Rhodophyta; Florideophyceae; Gigartinales; Gigartinaceae
Product: V-type ATP synthase, Subunit G
Exons: 1
Coding region: 1-324 (107 amino acids)
Biological process (GO): proton transmembrane transport
Cellular component (GO): vacuolar proton-transporting V-type ATPase complex
Molecular function (GO): proton-transporting ATPase activity, rotational mechanism
Source: RefSeq, a predicted model, not a curated record
AUGGCCGACAAACCUGCGGAAACAAUUCAAACUCUUCUCGAAGCGGAGCAGAUGGCGAAAACACUCGUAGAGCAAGCGCGUAAAGAAAGAGACGUCAGGCUGAAGACCGCCGCGUCUGAAGCCGAUGCCGAGAUCGCUCAAUAUCGUGCAGCGAAGGAGGAUGAAUAUCAAGCUCAGGUGAAGAAAUACGUCGGCUCAACGGGCGAAACUUCCGACAAAAUCGCCGCUACCGCACAGAAGAACAUCAAGUCUACUGUUGCUGCUGCCAAGUCGAACAAAGCCUCCGUGGUGGACAUGCUGGUUUCAUACGUCCGUGAAGUCUAG